AGCUGCCAGUUGAUCCACCGAACUGCUCCUGGUUGUCUUGACAGUCAGAACUAGGUGGUGGCACACAAGGGACACGAGGGAAGACUGAGCCCGCUCCCUGCGAGCUGGUCCGAGGCGUGGCUGCAAUGGAGUCGAUGGCGGCCGUGUCGAGGGCCCCGACCCAGAUGAGCGCCUGUACUCCGGCUGGGUACCCGCCUCGGCCCUCCGUGCGCUGCAGAGACUGCAAGAGUCCCCCGCUUCGGAGCUUGGGUCAGAGUUAGGACCGCCUGGGAGCAGGAGAGAGGCCUGGAAGGCUGCGUCCUUGUCAGGACCUCAUGGCUGCUGAGUCAGCUUUGAGGACGAGCAGAGCGCCCAGGGGCUGAAGGGGCAGCAGGGGGUUCUCUCACACACACACACACACACACACACACACACACACCCGCUCGCCAUGCGCACUCGCCACUCACACUGGUUUCCCGCAGAUCCAUAACUGCAGGACGUAGUGGAAGGUGUCCCUGUGUGAGCCCACUCCAUCUCUGUAAUUGUGUCGCCGACUCUGUCUGACACUCUUGCACCGCGUGUGUCUUGUGACCCUGAAGAAACCGCUAGACAGAGGUGGUAAAUCCAGGUUGGAAGCUGUUUGAUGGUUUCUCCUGCAACGCUUAGGAAUCAACGGGGUGAAAGAUGAAAAGUGCCUGCAGACCUAGGUCCCAAAAUGUGGAAAUGAAGACACAUGAGGGACCAUGUGACCUUUGAGGACAUUGCUGUGUAUUUCUCUCAGGAAGAGUGGGGGCUUCUGGAUGAGACUCAGAGGUUCCUGUACCUUGAUGUAAUGAUGGAGAACUUUGAGCUUACCACCUCACUGGUUUGUGAGCAUGAAACAAAGGAUGGAGAAGCACUUUCUGUGCAGAGUGUUUCUGUAAAAGCAGUGUCACAGAUCAAGACUCUAAAGGCAGGUCCAUCAACCCAGAAGGUGCAACCCUGUGACAUCUGUGUCCCAGUCGUGAAAGACAUUCUGCAUCUGGAUGAUCUACCUGUACAGAAGCAGUACUUUGUUAGGACAUGUGCGAACCAUCACCAAGAACAGAAGCACCACAGUGCAGAGAAUCUGUUAAAAAGAGAUACAGACAGUGCUUCUUUUGUGAAGAGCAGUUUAUUUCAUGUAUCAGGGAAUCCCCGCUUCUGUGGGAAGAUUAGACAGGACUUCUCAGCUGAGUGGGGUUGUCUUCAGGCUGUCCCCAAAGAUAAGCCAAACAAAAUUACAACAGGUGUGGAGGCUGUUCACAGUGGAAAAAGUUAUUGCAUAUCAAAUCAAUGCAGAAAAGCAUCCAGCCCCAAACACACAUUUGUUCAGCACCCAAAAAUCAUUAAUAUAAAAAGUUAUUUUGAGUCCAGCAAAUGCAGGAAAACCUUCCAAGAGAAGUACUCACUUGUUCCACUCCAGAGAGUCCACAGUAGAGAAAGGCCUUAUGAGUGCACUGAAUGUGGAAAGUCUUUCAGCCAAAAAGCCACCCUUAUUAUACACCAGAGAGUUCAUACUGGAGAAAAACCAUAUAUAUGUCAUGAAUGUGGAAAGUCUUUUAGUCAAAGCUCUAACCUCAUUGAACAUUGCAGAACUCACAGUGGAGAAAGGCCUUAUGUGUGUGGAGAAUGUGCGAAAGCCUUUGGGUGCAAAUCCAAUCUUGUUCGGCACCAGAGAACGCACACAGGAGAAAGGCCAUAUGAGUGUGCUGAAUGUGGGAAGUUCUUUAGGCAAAGCUUCAGCCUUGUUGAACACCACAGAAUUCAUACCACAGCAAGGCCUUAUGAGUGCAACCAGUGUGAAAAAUCCUUCAGUCAAAAAGCCACUCUUAUUAUACAUCAAAGAGUUCACACUGGAGAAAAGCCAUAUAAGUGUGAUGAAUGUGGGAAAUCCUUCAGCCAGAGCUCUAACCUUAUUGAACAUUGCAGAAUUCACACUGGAGAAAGGCCUUAUGAGUGUGAGGAGUGUGGCAAAUCCUUUAGUCAAAGAGCUACCCUCAUUAGACACCAGAGAAUUCACACAGGAGAAAGGCCUUAUGAAUGUGGGGAAUGUGGGAAAUUCUUUAGACAAAACUUCAGUCUCAUUGAACACCGCAGAAUUCAUAUGACAACAAAAAUUUAUGAGUGUGACCAGUGUGGAAAAUCCUUUAGUCAGAGAGCUAUGCUUAUUAGACACCAGAGAGUUCAUACUGGAGAAAGACCUUAUGAGUGCAGUGAGUGUGGGAAAGCCUUUGGAUACAAAUCCAAACUUGAUCGACACCACAGAACUCACACUGGAGAAAAGCCAUAUGAGUGUGCUGAAUGUGGAAAAUUCUUCAGGCAAAGUUACAGCCUUACUGAACACCAGAGGAUUCACAGUAGAUCAAGGCCUUAUGAGUGUGGCCAGUGUGACAAAUCCUUUAGCUGAAGAGCUACCUUCAUUAAACACCAGAGAGUUCACACUGGAGAAAAACCUUACAAAUGUGGUGAAUGUGAGAAAACCUUUAGUCGAAGCACCAGUCUUAUUCAACACUACAGAAUUCACACUGGAGAAAGGCCAUAUGAAUGUGGCCAGUGUGGGAAA
Molecule: messenger RNA, 2563 nt
Organism: Cavia porcellus (domestic guinea pig)
Lineage: Eukaryota; Metazoa; Chordata; Mammalia; Rodentia; Caviidae
Gene: Znf416
Product: zinc finger protein 416
Exons: 3
Coding region: 713-2407 (564 amino acids)
Biological process (GO): regulation of transcription by RNA polymerase II
Molecular function (GO): RNA polymerase II cis-regulatory region sequence-specific DNA binding; DNA-binding transcription factor activity, RNA polymerase II-specific
Source: RefSeq, a predicted model, not a curated record